Scomber scombrus (Atlantic mackerel) is the source of this 2169-nucleotide messenger RNA. RefSeq names its product meprin A subunit beta b (gene mep1bb). Bases 1 to 2148 code for a protein of 715 amino acids. NCBI's taxonomy places the organism in Eukaryota, Metazoa, Chordata, Actinopteri, Scombriformes, Scombridae. Gene Ontology annotation, biological process: proteolysis. The transcript is spliced from 13 exons. The record is from RefSeq and is a predicted model, not a curated record. Gene Ontology annotation, molecular function: metalloendopeptidase activity; zinc ion binding; protein binding. Gene Ontology annotation, cellular component: membrane.
AUGGCAGGAAGAAAACCUAUAGGUGUAUUUGCUCUUCACAUUGUAUAUCUCCUCUGUGACUAUGAUGUGGAUCGUGGAAGAGACCUUGAUAUUUUUGACAUCAAUGAAGAGGCAGGGCUGAAUCUUGUAGAGGGGGACAUUGUGCUUGAUGAAAGGCAAACUCGAAACUCCUUAAUAGGAGACCAGUACAGGUGGCCAAAGACAAUCCCAUACUACAUGGAAGAUGACUUAGAGAUCAAUGCAAAAGGUGUGAUUCUGAAAGCCUUUGAGCAGUAUCGGCUCAAGACCUGCAUUGACUUCCAGCCUUGGAAUGGAGAAAAAAACUACAUUUCCAUCUUUAAAGGGGGCGGCUGUUUCUCCUCUGUGGGUAACCGGCGGGUUGGGAAGCAGAGAUUGUCAAUAGGGACAAACUGCGACCGCAUCGCUACCAUUGAACACGAGUUUCUUCAUGCUCUGGGUUUCUGGCAUGAGCAGUCCAGAGCAGACCGCGAUGACUAUGUCAGAAUCAUGUGGGACCGCAUCUCAGAGGGUAGAGAGCACAACUUUAACACCUACAAUGACACCACCUCCAGCUCUUUGGGUGUACCCUAUGACUAUGGCUCCAUGAUGCACUACAGUAAAAAUGCAUUUCGCAAUGGCACAGAGCCCACCAUCGUCACCAAGAUCCCUGCAUUCAGUGAUGUUAUUGGCCAGCGUAUGGAGUUCAGUGACAAUGACCUGCUCAAGCUCAGCCGCCUCUAUAACUGCACAAAGAGCUCCACAUUCCUGGACUCAUGUGACUUUGAACGUGAGAACAUCUGUGGUAUGAUCCAGGGUGAAGGGCGUAAGGCGGACUGGCUUCGGCUUUCCAAAGCUAUUGGAGGGCCCAACACUGACUACUCCAACAUGGGCAAAUGCACCGGCUCGGGUUAUUUCAUGCACUUCACCACGGGCACAGCCAACAUUGGAGAUACAGCUCUGCUUGAGAGCAGGCUCCUUUACCCCAAAAGAGGUUAUCAGUGUUUGCAGUUCUUCUACUACAACAGCGCCGGCCCCAGCGACACACUGAAGAUCUUUGUCCGAGAGUAUGACCAAGCUAACCCCAAUGGAAAACAGCGUCUUAUAAAGAUAAUAGAUGGCUCCCCUCAGGAACUGUGGCAACUUCACCAUGUGAGUCUAGACGUCAAAACAAAAUUCCGCGUUGUCUUCCAAGGAACCAAGGAGGGCUCUGGACCCUCUGAAGGGGGGCUGUCCCUGGAUGACAUUAACCUCUCCGAGACCACCUGUCCAGAGUUUAUAUGGCGAGUGAAGAACUUCAGUCAUGUUAUGGACACCACCCCACCAGACACAGCUAUCUACAGCCCCCCCUUCACCUCUAAGGAGAACUACUCCUUCCAGAUGAAGUUGUAUCCCAAUGGUAAGGCAGGUUACCCUGGUGAGUUGUCCGCCUAUGCUAAUCUGGUGGCCCGUCAAGGGGACACCGGGCAGAAAUGGCCAUGCCCCUGGAAACAGAUUACCAUGAUGCUCAUGGACCAGCACCCACACAUCCAAAAGCGCAUGUCCAACCAGCGCAGUGUCACCACAGACCCCAACAUGAAGACAUCAGACUCUACAGAGUUUUUCUGGGACGACCCUCGCAAGGUGGGUGUUGAAGUCACAGAUACAGAUGGGUCCAAGUAUUUCCAAGGGCCAGGCUCCGGCACACCAGUGUAUCUCACCCACCUCAGAGCCAAGAGCAGGGAUUUUAUCAAGGGAGGAGACGCCAUCUUUCUCCUUACCAUGGAGGAUGUUUCCCAUCUGACUGUGAGCCAGCCUCUGCCCCCCCCAACCCAGCAACCUACCACAACCCAGCAACCUGACAAUACAACAACAACUCCCUGCACUACCAUACAAUGUUUGAAUGGUGGAGUGUGCCUGGUGGAUGAAGAGAAGGCUUCUUGCAGGUGUGUGGUGGGUAACGACUGGUGGUACUAUGGGGACAGCUGUCAGUACAGAGGCUCCACCAUGGACAAAACCAACCUUGCACUCGCCUCUUCUCUGUCUGUACUGGGAGUCAUGCUGGUGAUUACAGUGGUCAGUGUCGUCUGUUUGAAGAAGAAGUAUAAGAAACAAAGUAAUGACAAUCUUGUCAUGGCAAACGUGCAUGCAGGUGGCAAUGCGAGAUUCUGAACUUUACAAUGACAAAUUUAA